Nicotiana tabacum (common tobacco) is the source of this 716-nucleotide messenger RNA. Lineage: Eukaryota; Viridiplantae; Streptophyta; Magnoliopsida; Solanales; Solanaceae. The record is from RefSeq and is a predicted model, not a curated record.
UUUCCUCAGGUAGAGGCUGAACAUGAGGAAGAUGAGAGAUCUGAGGAGUCUGAAGAAGAAUCUGAUGGAGAGACAGAAAAGAGGAAAGGUACAGAAGGUAUCAUUGAGAUUGAGAACCCUAAUUUGGUCAAACCAAAGAAUGUGAAAGCUAAAAAUGUUGAUAUUGAAAAAACAACUGAGCUUUCAAGACGUGAGAGAGAAGAGAUAGAGAAACAGCAAGCUCAUGAAAGGUACAUGAGGCUGCAAGAACAAGGGAAAACAGAGCAAGCAAGGAAAGAUUUAGAUCGGUUGGCUCUCAUACGACAACAGAGAGCAGAAGCUGCAAAAAAGCGAGAGGAAGAGAAAGCUGCCAAAGAGCAGAAGAAGCUGGAAGCCCGCAAGUAACGAUACCAAUCAACUAUUCCUCAAAUACAAAAUAGUUCCCUACCACAAGUUCCUCAAUAUCAAGGCAUAUUACUGUUUGUUUUUCCUGACACUAUUGUCUUGUUUAAAAAGUAAAGAGUUAAGUAUUACAAUUGAAGCACGAAUUUUAGGGCUCUGAAUCUGUAUACAAAUAGUUCAGACUGGCCUUAACAUGAAGAAUAUGGAUAAGAUUUAAUGCUUUUUUGCUGGAAAAAGUUGGUUGAACUAAUCAGUGUUUUGUACCCAAGACCUCUUUUUACCUGUUUCUAGUUCCUAUUAAUGUCCAAAAGGAACACCUAAGGGAGAUGCUCUUA